Molecule: messenger RNA, 10242 nt
Organism: Odontomachus brunneus
Lineage: Eukaryota; Metazoa; Arthropoda; Insecta; Hymenoptera; Formicidae
Exons: 8
Coding region: 282-1193 (303 amino acids)
Source: RefSeq, a predicted model, not a curated record
AGUCAUGCAUGUACGUGGCUGUUCGAGAAAAUUGUGCGCUGGUAUGUCGGCGAACGCCGGGACGUCGGCGACUACCGCAACCCCCGGCGUGGCCCUGACGAAGGCACGAGGGUUUCCAGUCGCGUGUUCUCGUCGUCACGGCGCGGCCAGCCAGCCGCGCACCGUAAGAAUGUAAUCGGCUCGCCGAGUACUCCUCGUUCGCACGUUUGUCGUCGUUCUCGCCGUGAUGGCAUGCGAAAUACCGUAACGUCGCCGGGCUGCAUAAGGCCGUCGGCGCGCAAAUGGCCCAAGGAAUCCCUGAGACGGCGUAUGAGCCGGGUACCGAGGAGGACGCAAGGAGAAAACGCGAGCGCCGGGUCGUUCAGGAGGGCACGGCGUUGUGGAGACGUCGGAAGGAGGAGCUGCAACGUCAGAAGCAUCGUGAGCAACGUGAACUGCAAGAAAUUCUGGCCAGUUACUCGCCGUGGGGAAAGCCAGGUGGCGGCGCGCCCUGUGCAGCCACUCUGAGGAAGAAAAACGUACCUCUGGAGCCGCUCGAGCCUCCCGCAUCAUCGAGACCGAGGUGUUACAGUUUCGGUCAGCUGGUGCAUCCUUCGCCGUGGGGUCGUCCCGGUCCUGGCGGAGUUCCUUGGAGGGAUCCCAAGUUGCUGGGUGUGCGCUUCCUCGAAUCCAUGGGUUGGACGAACAACUCGGUGAUCGACAGACUAUACAAGAGGAAUAUAGACCCUCCGGCUGUUGCGGACGUGAAUAAAUUCUACGAUGACAGGGCGACGCCAGGCAUCGUAUCGGAAACACAACCGCUGCAGGAUCCGAGGAACCUCUACAAGGAGGAGAUUCAGGUAUACGAGCUAACGGGUGGUGUCGAAUUGGUACCUUUGUUAACUAGCCGGCGUUAUCAGUCGCAUCCGCAGACCACGCGCUAUCUCGUCACGGACGCCACUCGUCCGGGAUACACGAUAGAAUCGCUUCGCGCCCUCGGCGUCGGCAAUCGGGAAUACAUCGCGGACCUCGCCGAGCAGAUACGUCGUAAACGGAACAGGGCGCUGGAGGAACGGCGGAUCGAGCAGGAGAGUUGUCGCAGGCACUUCGACACUUGGAAAAGGCUGUGGGGUAGACCGGGCCACGGCGCCCCCAUAGAUCACGCGCAACGGAACAAUCUCUACAACAUCCUCUACCGCCCAGCUAUCUAUUGAAUUUUCUCCGUAAAGUAUUUCGCCCUGCGAGGAAGCGUAAGAGCAAAGGGGGACCUCGUCCCGGUAAUGCCGCUCCGUAUUCUACGGGCUGAAUAAGGAGAAGACCGUUAGAUGUCGUCGAUGAUGCGACACGGUCGAUAGGGUCGUCGAACGGUACCCGAGUUUGGCGCCAAAAUGCUUUCCCAUCUUCUUUUCUCGGUUCUUUUUUAAUCUUGGGACAAUUGCGCGUAAUAACAAAUAUCGACUCGUUCGCACGAGUCGCUUAUUUUCGAAAUGAUGUAGAGCGCGCGGGUGUCGUGACGUUUAAAUAAAAUGUGAAGAUACAAAUCGGCGCGAUUCGUUCGUUUUAGCGCGCGAGAUAUUGAUAAACAAAAUAUAAAUUCGAAGCGCUUAUCAGUGUGAUGCGUUAUAAAACGGGAGAUAAAGUGCGUUUUUGAAUAUCGAAUGCAAAAAUUCGAUGGCGCUUGGGAAUUUAAAGUCUAGAACGAAGUCGGAAGCAUAGACACGUACUCGCGCUGUACUGUUUCUUAAAGUCGCUAAUGUUCAGUAAAUAGUUAGGUGUGUCACUCGGUGUGCAUGUACGAUAAUAUGAAAGCUUGUAAAUUUCAGACGGAAAAAGUAGUGGAAAGUUAGUGGAAAAUUAGGGCAAAAAUGUGUUAACAUCGACGUUCUUCUGUUUUCUUAUAAAACCGACUUGACAUGAAAAAGCGACGAGGAUGGUGGAUAACCUUUUAAAUUUUAUGAAAGCCUUGCGAGAGAGAGUGUGUGGGUGUUAUGAGAGGCAGAGAGAGAGAGAGAGAGAGAGAGAAAGAGAGAGAGAGAAGGAGGGAGAGAAAUAGAUGGAGAGAGCGAAGGGAAACUUGAUAAAUCAGGACCAUGAGUGACGCUAUGAUUGACCAAACCUCAAAGAAGCAAUCCCGUGAGAAUCUAGUUGCUGUAUGGAUCGAUGUGCUUUAAAUUUCAUGAACAUCAAGGAACGAUCAUUUGAAUAUAUGUAUGGAUGAAUGUAACACGCGCGCAGUACUAUCAAGAGAAAAGUUCCUCAAUCGGUUAUCGUAUUGUUAAAAUUUAAGCACGCUGUUGCUUCGCUCACCUUAUCUGUGUCCAGACGAGAUUCGCUUGCGUUUCGCGAGGUAUCGAUUUUAGUGCGAGUUUGCCAAAGAGAAAAUGCACGUAUUUACUUACGCGACCCAAAAUAUCUCUAGAAGACUUUGUGUGAUUAAUCUUACAGCGGGCUUGUGAUUUCCAUUUUUACAAACAACAAAACAAUACAUCAACUGGAUAUAUAUAUAUAUAUAUAUAUAUAUAUAUAUAUAUAUAUAUAUAUAGAACAUUCGUUUAAGAUUCAAUAGCGGAAGUGUCAUCGUACGCGCGAGAGAGUACUACCCCGUUGCGAGUUAGCCGGAAUAAAUUUUCCUCGCCAUCGGUGGAGAGCGAUUGAUUCUCUCUCUUUCAUCAAGCGAAAUCAAUGUUCUCCAAUUUGAACGCAAAUGGCUGCGUGAAUCGCGCGGGUGUGUUGGUGCGCUCAUGAAUCGUAAAUCGUCGUCCGCGCGACGUUCGCACGCCCGCGUUCCCGUCCGUUCGUUCGUUCGCUCGCUCGCUCGCUCGCUCGAGUCGUUCGCUCUAUCGCUUCUAUCAACCGAUUUGCGUAAUACGUUAAUUAGACAUUAAACGCUCGGUAACCAGGCACUAACCCGGAAGGGUAACGGCACUAUCUUUAAUGGAUGUGGGUUAUUUAAUUUGCUCGGCUGUUUGGGCGGCGCGGCGCGGCGCGGUUUGUACGCGGAAAGGCGCACCUUCAUCCUGUUUCCGUCUGGAGAGCGCAGUUUCAACCCUCCAUCCUUCCUCGUUGCCGGCGGCCCCGGUUCGCCCUCUUCGUUCACCACCUAGCCGAGCCCACUACCGCCUAGCCGGCGGGUGGAGAGAGCGAUCCACGAAAUCUCUCCUGCCUUCGUCGUAUGCAUCCCCCGAGCGCUCGCGUACCUCCACGUCCGGCCCCUCCGCCAUCCCUCCCAGUUUCAGCCACCCUUCUAGCUAGCUACCACCAAGCAGCACGCUUUUGCUAUUGUCUGACUAUUGUGCCGCUGUUACCGCGGUGUGUCGGUCCGUUUGUAUAAGGGUGAUUCAUUUUCUGGGAAAUAUCAGUUCCUGCACCGCAUGAAUUUCGACUCACGCGAGCGCGUAAAACCGCGAGUGUGUUGUACGUGCUCAUCUCCCUCUCUUUCUCUCCCUCUCCCCUCUCCCUCGAUCUCGCUCUCGCUCGCUGGUUAAUCUCGUGCCCUCUUCGUCGUCGGGCGCGAAUUAAGCCUUUCGCGGACUCUAGGCAAGCAUAAAUGCAUAUUCACCUCGUGGAGAUGUUAUUUUGCUCGGGCGCGGUGCUUUAUUUUGUAACAAACAUAUUCUUGCGAGAGUAAUUUUGCAAAUUAAAAUCGCGGCUGUUGGUACUUCGUCUCGCGAUCAUGCGCUUUUUCCACCGCUGUUUUCUGAGUCGUGAGCUUCUCGCACUUCGACGGCAUAAUCUCGGCAAUUACGACGUACGCGCGCGCGUGUAAUCUAACGGCAGAUAAAUUAAACCGCGCGUCACCGAAUUCGAUUGCGCUCGAGCCAGCGUGAUGAACGCGCGCGCGCGCGCGGUUGAGUAGAGUUCCCCCCGCGAUUUUCCCUUACAUUUAACGUAUAAAUAUAAAUAACCGGCGAGGGAGCGCUCUCAUAAGCGCGUUCCUCUAACUCGCGCACUACCCAGGCGGGUUUCGCCUGCUGCAGCUCGGCGAUAAAACGGCCCGCCUCCUCCAUCUCCAUUUUCCCUGCCCUGUUCUUGUUUGUUUGCGUCUCGUUCGCGCACGCCGACGCUAGCGGGGUGCAUUGUUACGAAAUUGGGUCAUCCGCUUACUGCAAUGAGAUACGCGGCUCGUCCCCGCGCCAUGAAAAUUGGUCGCGCAGAGCGGGGCUCUUCUCUUCUCUCCACCUCUGCCGUCAGGGAAAGAAGGUCGUGCGAGUUACGCGAGGGAAAUAGCGAGACUGGUAAUUCCGCGACGCUCUUGGGUCCUGGAGAAAGUUCUGGUUAGGGGGUGUCCCUUCCUCUUUUAGUACGCCGAAAUGAUAAACGACGAGUGACAAAUAGCCGUGACUGUAAUCAUUUAAAAGUACCGUUAGUCGAGCGCAUUCCCCGCGUUAGCGCUCCCCGAUGAAUAUAGCCGGCGAGCGGAGGUAUAUUCUCGGCACGAAUGCGAGGUACUAUGAGACUCAGGAUCUCGAAGGAGUGGAAUCCGCUUCGUAUCAACGUGAAAAAUGUUCGGUCUCUGUUUCCACCGUGUUGGAAAACGGAAUCUCGCGUGAACAUUGUUCGCAAUAUUGCGAUUAUCCGCUUGAUCGCGAGUGCCAUGCGACAUCCCGAGUCGAAAUUUCAGUCCUGCUUUAGACCUGAACUUUCUAACGUACGUAUAUUCUGAAGGAUCAGUGUACGUUUAAUACACGUGGAAACAGAAGUACUGCAUACAGAAAAAUAUUCAACCGCCGAGAAAAACGAGAGUUUAUUCUCUUUCUUUGAAACAAUGGUUAUCUUUUACAAAGGAUAUUUUCUCGAAAGAUCUUAUGAUAUAUUCAUCAGAAAUUUAAGGAAAGCUCAUUAUCAUACACUCAAAAGAAGAAUUUAUUCUUUUUAUAAAAAUAUUACGUAACUUUACGUAGUAAACAAACUGAACUUUUGUUUCCAUUUAAUAUUUAUGAGAUGCUAAACUUGCUAGAAUUCCGAACGUACCACGAAUAGAUUUGAUACUUGUGAUGAAAAUUUGUGAUAGAUUUGCGGAUAUAUAAACUUAUGAAAUACUUGAAACAUGCAACAUUUAUUUGAGUGUAGUAUGUAUUUUUCUGUGUGUAAUUAGCACUGUAAAUGAAGUAGAAAACGUACGAGAAAUGUCACUUGUACGUUUGAAAGAGUAACAAGCUUCUCGGCAAAGCUGUACGUUAGAAUCAAAAGAGAUUGAUAUAGGCUAUCAAAGUAGACGUUAAAUGGAAUAUUAAGAUUGAAAAUAAGUUGAAAAUUUCAACUCGAUAUUGCGGUCACGAUAGUACCGUAAGAAUGCAAUCGAUGAGCUAAUACUCGAAAGGAUUAGUCGUCGUUAUCGCGGCGCAGGCUGUGUAUAUAUACACACAUUCCUUUAUAUAUUCCGGCCAAAAACUAUAUUUCAUAUAAAUGAGACUUUUUCCUCAUAAAACGUAGAUUCAGGCGAAAAAAGUGUCACCUACAAACGGAAGGAUGAUUAAUGUACCGACCGUAAUAAGCACUUUGGCCGUGCUUAAUUAGAAAUCGCGUAAUUUAUUCGACAAACGCGCGGCGGAAUGCGAGCCGAGUCGAGCUGAGUUCUUUCACCUCCCACCUUUAUACGGCCAUACCGUAUUUUCGCAUGCUAAUUCGUCGCCGCUCUCGCGCGCGACUCAAUUUUCGCGCGGCUCCGUUAAAGCGGCCCACGUGGUAUUUUCUCGCGUCGAAAAGUUACCGGUCGUGAGUCGCCGUGCGGACGACGGCGCGGGCGAUCGGAAUUCGCUACGUGAGGAUCUUUCUCGCACGUGCAUCGGCUCACACUGGUGGUGUAUUGUUCUUGACGUGAAGGGCGUCCGCUAAUGAUCUCCAACGACACGCGGUGGCGGAAACCACCAUCACUAUCGGAGUUCUCUCUCACUACGCGCAUCGGCAGGGGCGAAGCUCGAAGCACUCCGUCUGAUAGAUGUUGUCUUAAACGAGAUAAAUAGGAUCAUUUUUCACGAUUCCUACGAUCACGGUAAAAGCCGGUAGACAAAGAUUAAUUCGAUGAAGCGGCGCGAGCGGCUUCGGGAUUUUCGCUAUACCGCGAUGAAUGCGUUGCGCACACUUUACUUAUGUCGAAGCGUCCUAUUUCGCGCUGCGAUUCACUGAGUAAUUCCUGUAAAAGCUGCUGCAGUGACUUUACCCGAUAAAGUGGCCCCCCAGCAGCGGCGACGGCAGCAAACAGCAACAGCAACAACAGCAGCGUCUGUCGUGGCUGUUUGUGCGCUCCGCGCGUAGUUUCAGCGGUCUCGAACUGCGCGAAAUGAGUCGUCGCGAGAAGCAGCGGAUUUUAUUCAGUGAAACAAAACUAGAGAGAGAGAAUGCCGCCGUGGUAGAUUAUCACGGCGAGUUUCGCGUCCGGUACGCGAGAUAUUCCAUCGAGCGCGUAUUUUCUAACGCGUACAAAUAUUACGUAUCACGUACACGGAAUGAAUAUACGCGCACACAAUGUGGGAAACGCGACGCGCGACGUUGCGUCUCGUUAACGACAGAUUCCUGCGGAAAAAUUAAUAAUCCGCCGAGGAGACCAUGGCGGAGACAUAAAGCGAAUUUGUUAUAUUGUAAUCGGAGAUUGGGCAGAGAAAGAGAGAAAAGAGAAAGAGAGAGAGAAAGAAAGAGAGUCUCGUGCUUGUUAUAUCAGACACGAGCUAUACUCUCUUAAAGUGAAUCAGUAAAAAAAUGUUUCCGAUUGUGUCAGUAAAAGAAGUAUUUCAUCGAUAAUGAAUAUUCACUGAUUUUUGGUGUAGAUAUUCCCAUUUUACUAUUCUGUCUUAUAUCUUGGUCAUCGACUGUGACCAAAAAAGAUUCCACCGCAAAAUCUGUGUGGUAUACAAAAAUUCGUUAUAUUUUGUGUCAAAUUUAACUUUCUAUGUUCGCAGCAUUAAAAUUAACUUCCGUGACGAUACACGUGCAGUAACAUUGUUUGUGUCUUGCAACCUGCAUCAAUAAUGGAAACAGUAAUCUAUCUCGAUACUUCCAUCUAACAUCUAUUUCGAUACUCUGAAGCUUACAUCAGUUUGAAUCUAUUUAACUUGCAAAUUCGCCGAGAGAUUCUCUUUAGGAUCCAUAAAUGGCAUUUCGUGCGUUUUCUGCCACUUAAAGGCGUUAUAAGUAGGAUUUCUAUGUGUAUUACACAUACACUGAUCCUUCAGAAUAUACAGAUGUUAGGAAGUUCAGGUCAGAAGUAAGGCUAGAGUUUCCACUCGGGUACAAUCAACUGACAGUAUCUUCUUUCAUUAUCAAUCUUUCAGCGAGAUUUUACUGAUUGCGGCGCUGUACUUGUAGCUGCACCAUCAGUUAUAGAUGUAGCAUCCCAGUGAAGUAGACACUGAUUGCACUUUAGAGCGUAGCGUCCCGGGAGGUCGUAGAGAUUAUAAUACGUGUGUGAGACGAAUGAUCAUUGUGUUAUAACGCAACAAUAAACCCGGCCACGUCCAAGAAUCAGCGCUUGACCGACGCGCACCACGAUCACGUAUUCCCGGGACGAGCCGGAGUUAUCCCAUAUUGUGUGGGUGUGUAUCGCGCGCGAAGAGCGAAAAUGAAUCGAUUCUCGUGUGUAGCCAUCCAUUUCCUUGUCGAAGUCCUCGGAGAUCGCUCCGCCUAGCCCAGAAACUCCGCCAAAGUCGAUAAUUUAUUUCGUAACUCCGCUCCCGUGACCCGUUCCCGACGUGUUUGUAAAUCGACAACCUUCUUACAGCUCGUGCGGGGCUACGUGCUCCGCUAAUUAAUACAGGACGGCGGGACGCGAUUUUUACACGUCCGCGGAUACCGUCGGAUAAUUACGUAGGCUUGCUUGCUUGCUUGCUUGCUUACUUGCUUGUUGGCUCGCUGGUUUACUGGCUGACUGGCUGGCUGGCUUGCUUGCUUACUUGCUUGCUUGCUUGCUUGCGUGCAUGGCAAUUUUGUUAUGUUAAUAAAACGGAUAUUACAACGUAGCCGCGUACUGCGAAUAUACAAUAUCGACGUAUGCGACGUAUCGCGACAACAUAUUACAUUAUGAUUAUGAGAUACGGCUUGAUAUCGAUAUUAAACAGCUGUGACUACAUUGCAUAUUCAUUGUAAAACAAACGUUGCUGGGAAUGAUGUAUACGUGUGUGCGCGUGAUGCGGAUUACUGUAGAAUACGCUUCGGGCGAUUUAUAAUUCGCGACAAAAUUUGCGGCGAAAUUCUACGCGCACAAGGCAGGAAGGAUUAGAUCUGCGUUUAUGGAUGCAUACACAUAGUACGUCUAUGCACCUGUAUAUGUCUGUGAGUCUUCUUCCAAUAUUAAGUUAUAUAAAAAUCAAAGAAUCGAUACGAAUUCUAUUCUCGAAUUCUGUGCCAUGGUUUAAUGUCGGAGGCGAGCUGGACGAUAAUAGUCGACAAUGAUAAAAUUGAUAACCCGCUCGUUCUAUGGACGAGAUUCGCAUCGAGUUUUCUCAUCAUCACGAGAGGUAUCGUUACGCGUGAAACGUAUUCUGCAACUGCGCGGACUGUUAAGUUUACAGCGUUACAACCGUGCGCAUAUUGCAUUAAAAUAUAUGAGCGAGGGGACUACGACGGCCGGAAAUAAAUCUUGAUCUGACUCGAGGUCGAUGCAGAUACCGCAGGUUGUGGGCCAACGAUCGCGGGGACGGAGCACGAGGAACCGUAGAACGAACCAACCGAUAGCGCGGACACGAUGGAAGAGUUUUCGCUGGCACACGAGAAAUAAUAUUUGUUCGUCGUUUCAUCGAACGACGUAUGUACGUGACGUGAAGACGAUACACACGUCGUUUUGAGAGAGAGAGAGAGAGAGAGAGAGAGAGAGGGAGAGAGAGGGAGAGAGAAAGAGAGGACUGGGACCGUUUCGCGUCGCCGCGGCCGGCGAAAUCUGAUUUUCAUCUGCCAAAGAGCGGAGCGAACGUCAAACGCCGAGGAUUUGUUUACUUAACAUUACACUUGGAAAAGUUCGAGGGAGGCGCAGAGCACACACGAGCACCCUCAUGUACACUCACAUACACUCACAUUUGAAGUUACAUCGUGACGAAACGCGCAGAGAAACAGAACUGUCGCUCCGCGACAAGAAAUUCGAAAAGCAUACUUUCAUAAUCUUCUCAGUCUUAAGGCAAACUAUCUCAACAUUUUACGAAAGUAUUAGGUUUCCCUUAAUUUGAAAGAUUAUUGGGAUAUAUUUUUUUCAAGACUUUUAUUCUCUCUUAUACUUUGCGGUGCAACCAAUUGAUUUGAAGGAUGCUAAAUAAAGUUUCACGCACUCUUCAAGUAAGGAGAGUCAGACUUGGAAACAAUGCCCAGCCUACUGGACACCGGGGACUGAGGGGGAUAAAAAGCGAGACUUUUAUAAAGCUCGCGAUAAUGACGAUAAAUCACUCAGGAAUUGGAAAGUCGAGACUGCGACUCGAUAUCCGAGGGGCAUGUAAACGGAUAACGAUAAAAGUCCCGCGCGCUUUUUUUCUCGCGCGUUCCUGCGAUGUAAUGCUGAAAAUUGUAAUUCGUCAGCGCGAUUUAUUGAAUGCUAUCAAUGCGCGCCCCGCAUACCGGUUUUAAUGAACGCUACUGUACGCGAAGGAAAUUUAAUAAAUAUUUCCAAGCGCCCCUGUGUAUGUACAUAUAUCGAUUCGCGUCACGGGGGACGGGGGCAGAAAAAAUACCGGUUAUUAUUGAAUCCGAUUGACGGCGCGCUUCUGACUUUUCCGGCGAUCUAGCCGAUUAAAUGAUUAAAUAUUCGGCAAUUGGAGCCCUCCGCGUGCGUUACGAGUGGCGAAAUGUUUUUUACGUUAUACCAAGCGUUGUGAUGCUGCUUAGCCCUUUCCCUGCAAUCAAGCGGCCGAGUGUGAUUCUCUUCCUCUUCUCUGUUCCUCCUCCUGCUCUUUCGCCUUCCCUAUCCCUCUCCCACUAGUGACCCUCGAAAUACCGCUUUUAAUCGGUCUCUCGUAUAUCGCGGGCACUUUAACGCUACAUCUGCUAAUUGCGUCGGUAAUGGCGUUUCUGGGAUUCGGGCACAAAUUCGCUUGAUCGUCCGUGCGAUUUUGGAAAAUCGUCGUGUGAAUACUUAAUAAGCCAUAUUCCAGAUACAUUAUCGCGAGGCGAACACGGCCGCGCAUGUACGAGAGCAUGAUAUAAUCGUCGAUCCGCUUGUAGCUCGUGAUCCAGAAUGCGCCGGAUAUUUUCAGCAGCCUCCACGGGAAUUAUGUUGAGAGAGAGAAAGCGAGAGCGAGGUAGACAAAGGGAGAGAGAGCGAGGAAGAGAGAGAGAGAGAGAGGGAGA